AUGAAACGCUUGGUGCUCAUUUUCGCCAUUAUCGGCUUCGGUGUCUCCUUCGAGUGCUACUCGUGCAAUUCGGAGAAACGCCGAACAGGACCAUGCAUUGAUAGAAAAACCAUUUGCGAGAACUCGACAUCUUGCUCAAUGGCGGUGACGUUCCAAAAUGGGAAAUCCGUUGUUCGCAAAUUUUGCACGCCGCCGAACACGCCGAUCUACCAAUACCUUAUGAUGAUGCCUGGAGCGAGCAUGUGCCAGAAUUUUGAACUAGCUGACUCGACUCAACGACAGCGAAGGCAAACCAUAGGGCCGCCAGCGUACCCAGGCGAGCAGGCUUCUCUCCUUUGCGUUUGUACUACCCCGCUUUGCAAUAAAGGAACCUAUGCCAAGGUCCUAGAGAACACGAUGCUCAACAAUCUUCCCCGCCGGUUGCUACCUUCAAUUCAAGACUUCGAAAAGGAGUUGAAAGAGGAGCAGAAUGAUUUCGACGCGAAUAUGCAGCAGCAGAUGGCCGACGCUGGAUUCUGA
Molecule: messenger RNA, 519 nt
Organism: Caenorhabditis bovis
Lineage: Eukaryota; Metazoa; Nematoda; Chromadorea; Rhabditida; Rhabditidae
Source: the annotation of a GenBank genome assembly